Molecule: messenger RNA, 2327 nt
Organism: Anopheles aquasalis
Lineage: Eukaryota; Metazoa; Arthropoda; Insecta; Diptera; Culicidae
Product: UNC93-like protein
Biological process (GO): regulation of potassium ion transport; regulation of muscle contraction
Cellular component (GO): striated muscle dense body; plasma membrane
Molecular function (GO): potassium channel regulator activity
Source: RefSeq, a predicted model, not a curated record
GUUUAGUCGCUCGCGAGGAGGCAACGCAGAAAGACUUGCAUUCGAUAGCAGCAAGGGUAGAAACAGCAGCAGCAGCGUUGAGAUCGUGUCAUUGGUUGAAAAGUAGGAGCAGAGUGGCAGGACUUAUAGGCGGAUAGGUGGAACACAGUGAGGUGGGUUCCCCCUUCCGGCUGCUAAGUAGUUUGUGGGUUGGUACGCGACCAUCCCCCCUCCCCCCUCUCGCGAAGGAAAGUGCAGUGCAAGUACGGAGGAAAGCAACCGGUGUUAUAUUAGUUGGCGGUGGAGAAGCGUGGUGGUGUUGAUGGUAGUGGUCGCUCAAUCUCAGGUUGUCCAGGAGGAUCCAGGAGCAGCACGCAGCCACUGCUAGUGCAAGGUUCACGCUUUCCACAGAUUGACGCCCUGAAUAUCCUUCCGAAGGUACCCACUAACGGCAGAUUAGAAUGCACGGAGCCGUAGAUACCGACAAGAACGCCGAUUCGGCUUCCUUGCGCGAGAAGGUGCAGCUGCGAAAGGGUGAAAAAUGGCGGAUCCUUAAGAACAUUAUCACCGUUUCAUUUGCCUUUAUGGUGCAGUUUACAGCCUUCCAGGGCACCGCGAACUUGCAGUCAUCGAUCAACGCGCAGGAUAGCCUCGGUACGGUUUCGCUGGCUGUCAUCUACGCUGCCCUCGUUAUCUCCUGCAUCUUCCUGCCGACGCUGGUGAUCCGCAAGCUGACGGUCAAGUGGACCCUGUGCUUCAGCAUGCUCUGCUACGCACCUUAUAUUGCCUCGCAGUUCUAUCCUCGAUUCUACACGCUGAUACCGGCCGGGGUACUGCUCGGGUUGGGCGCCGCUCCGAUGUGGGCAAGCCAGGCAACCUACCUGACGCAGCUUGGUCAGGUGUACGCCAAGCUGACAGACCAGCCGGUCGAGGCGAUUAUCGUGCGUUUCUUCGGUUUCUUCUUUCUAGCCUGGCAGACGGCCGAGCUCUGGGGCAAUCUCAUCUCCAGUCUGGUGCUGUCUAGUGGUGCGCACGGUGCCGCACCGGCCAGCUUCGACGACAGCAUCAAUGGUUCGGCGACGAUCAGCCACUCCAACGACGACGCCCUGAGCUACUGCGGUGCCAACUUCUGCGUGGUCGGAACGUCGGACAACAGCAACCUACAGCGGCCGCCCGACUCUGAGAUCUACGAAAUAUCUGCCAUCUACCUGUCCUGCAUCGUCGGUGCCGUCAUCAUCAUCGCAAUUUUCCUAGAUCCACUAUCGCGGUAUGGUGAGCGUCGGCGCGGUUCUAUUUCGGCCACCGAAAUCUCCGGUAUGCAGCUCCUGUCGGCCACGUUCAAGCAGCUGAAGAAGGUCAACCAACAGCUGUUAAUCCUGAUCACCGUGUUCAUCGGAAUGGAACAGGCGUUUAUCGGGGCCGACUUUACGCAGGCGUACGUGUCCUGUGCCCUCGGUAUCCACCAGAUCGGUUACGUGAUGAUCUGCUUUGGCGUCGUGAAUGCGAUAUGCUCAAUCAUCUUUGGUUCAGCGAUGAAAUACAUCGGACGCGUCGUCAUCAUCAUCCUAGGUGCGUUCGUUCACGGUGGUUGCAUCAUCUAUCUGCUGUAUUGGAGACCACAUCCCGAACACCAGAUCGUCUUUUUCAUUCUGUCCGGUCUGUGGGGAAUCGGGGAUGCUGUCUGGCAGACGCAGAUUAACGGACUGUACGGUGCGCUGUUCCGGCGCAAUAAAGAAGCCGCCUUCUCGAACUAUCGACUUUGGGAGUCGGUCGGCUUUGUCGUUGCUUACGCCUACUCGACCGCCCUGUGUGCCCGGAUGAAGCUGUACUUGCUGUUCGGUGUACUGGUAUGCGGAAUGAUCGGCUACACCAUUGUGGAAAUCCACCAGUCAAAGAAGGAAAAACGCAUGAAGAAGUUAGAGGAGAUUCCCAAGCAACAGCAAACCGAGGCGGACCGGAAGGCGAUCGAGGAGGACGACGAAAAGGAUGAGCUCGAAGAGGACAUCGUGGUAACGCAUCUGUAAUCGAGCGGAGCAAACAGAAACAAAAGCAGAGGCAACAAGCGAACCCUUGAACAGCGAAGCGAACACUCGGACUCGGUGACGUUAGUUGCAUGUCCAGGUGAGUGGGGAAUAAUCAGCUGUUUUGUAAUUAUGGCGUAAGGUGAUGUUCGAGACAAAUAGUACACCGAGAUGUCUACUAGCCUAUGGUAUAUGCGACGUAUGAGCAAUCGGUAGUGACCGUCGUCGCCUUCGAAGGGUUACCGUUUGAGUUAAAAAUGUGUACAUUCUUAAAGCUGAAACCAUCGUAUGCAAAUAGAAUAAACUACAACGAAGCUAGCUCCUUUA